CUGUUUGUCGGUGGCUACGAGCUCUCUGGGAAGAAGAAGAAGAAGAAGAAGAAGCAAAAGGCGGUUGACAAACAAACUCUCCCUAGGCGAGGACUCCCUUUGCGCUGGCCUCUUACUUCCGUAUUAUCGUUCCAUCCAGACACUGGCGCUGCUUGA
Messenger RNA from Trichophyton verrucosum HKI 0517, 156 nucleotides. RefSeq lists its product as uncharacterized. NCBI's taxonomy places the organism in Eukaryota, Fungi, Ascomycota, Eurotiomycetes, Onygenales, Arthrodermataceae. The record is from RefSeq and is a predicted model, not a curated record. The transcript has a single exon.